AUGAUAUCCUUUUUAGAAGUUUAUUUUCAGAUACUGGCAGUAACAAUAAUUGUAUGCAAUACUAACAAUGUUAGUUUCGACCAAAGCAUAUUCGAUAGUUUUCAAGAUUCCUUGGGAUUGAAUGCAACAAACAAUAAUUCGAAUAACUCUUUACUGAAACUGGAUAUUGAUUCCUUAUUUCUUGAUCCAUGCAACUGGAUCGAACACACUGAAAAAUCAGAACAAGUUUCGAAUAGCAAGACAUUUCAACAAGAAAGCAAAACACAAUCCACCAACCAAGUUCUAAAUCCACUCCAAACCACUCAUUCCACCUCCAUAGUUUCACCAGCAGUCUCCCAACCAACAAUUACAAAUUCCAACAACGAUGAUCACUCAUCAUCAGCUUCCUCCACAUGGAUUACCAACAAUUCACAUGGAAAACGUUCAAGAUUUUCGAGUGGUUCCAAUAGUCAAGGAUCAACAAAUAAUCCAGAACCUACUUUACAAAAAAUCACAACCCAUGUCGUGCAAGAAGAUCAAGAUGAUGAUGAAGAAGAAUGCAGGUCAAUUCUGCAAGAUGAAGAGUUUGGAGGAUGGUUUUUCACACAAGCUCCAACAAGUAUAAUUUUGACAUGUAAUCCAAAAUUUACAAUUAAUAUUUAUCACAAGCCACUGGGAGCUACUCAUAGUGUUUUUGUGAAUGAUGAUAUUUUGGUGCAUAUUCCAAGAUUUGAUUCGAAUAGAAUUGAGGAUUUGUUCUGUGAUAGAGUGCAGCUCCAAAUGAGAAGCUAUUUAGUUUCUUCCGUUGUCGAGAAUCCAAAUGAAGUGAUUAAUAACAUUUCACAAAUUGAUCACCUCACUGCUUUGGAAUUUUAUGAGAAUUUAUCAGAUAGUCGUUUCGUUUCCAAUCUUCAAGAUCCUAAUCUCCCUUCUGGUUUUUCAAUUAAGGUACCAAUUAAGAGGGAUAAUACUUCCAAAAGAGGUAAAAGAAAGGAGAAACUAAACUCUGUCAUUGCAAGCUCUUCCUCGCCAAACAACAAUAACAAAUUGCCUCACUCUGACGACUCUGACAAUAGCUCCUCCUUCAUUGAAUACACCUCCUCUCCAAAAAAGAAAAAGAAAGGAGAAUCGGCUCCCAAGAAAAUAAUCUUUCUCCUCCUCAUUGAUCGAGAUUCGGGCGAUAUACUUUACAGAUCCGAGUUAUUAUGGCAGAGAAGUAAGACAAAGAGGGAAAUGGAACAGAAAAAACCAAUUGGUGAAGAAAGUUCCAUAGGAAAUAGUUCUGAAACCAAUCAGAAAAAGAGAAGAAACUCCACAUCAAAUGCUUCUGCGAACAAACAGAAACCCAACAAGAAGACGAAUAAAAAGAAAUGA
Molecule: messenger RNA, 1353 nt
Organism: Naegleria gruberi
Lineage: Eukaryota; Heterolobosea; Eutetramitea; Acrasida; Naegleriidae
Exons: 1
Coding region: 1-1353 (450 amino acids)
Source: RefSeq, a predicted model, not a curated record